Oldenlandia corymbosa var. corymbosa is the source of this 1341-nucleotide messenger RNA. NCBI's taxonomy places the organism in Eukaryota, Viridiplantae, Streptophyta, Magnoliopsida, Gentianales, Rubiaceae. The record is from the annotation of a GenBank genome assembly.
AUGUUGUCAAGGAAAGCUACUUGCAAAUCUCACGGCCAAGAUUCUUCUUAUUUUUUGGGAUGGCAGGAGUACGAGAAAAACCCACAUGACGAUGUUCUUAAUCCUUCUGGGAUCAUUCAGAUGGGCUUAGCCGAAAACCAGCUAUCAUUCGACCUUCUUGAAUCAUGGUUGGCCAAAAAUCCAGAAGCAACAAUGUUUGCCAAGAACAACGUAAAUGGAGGAUCGAUCUUCCGAGAACUAGCCCUUUUCCAAGAUUAUCAUGGAUUGCAAAUUUUCAAGAAUGAACUAGUAGAGUACAUGUCUGAAAUAAGACAAAAUAAAGUAAGAUUUGACCCCAAAAAGCUGGUACUCACAGCUGGUUCAACUUCCGCAAAUGAGACACUCAUGUUUUGCUUAGCUGAACCCGGCGAAGCUUUCCUCAUCCCUACUCCAUACUAUCCAGGGUUUGAUAGAGACCUGAAAUGGCGAACUGGGGUUGAAAUUGUUCCGAUUCACUGCUCAAGUUCAAAUGGCUUCAGAAUCACCAAUUCCGCCAUAGAAAAUGCUUAUGAAGAAGCCCUUAACCUUAAUCUAAAAGUCAAAGGCAUUUUUAUUACCAACCCUUCCAAUCCACUAGGUACUACCAUGAAUCAAAAGGAAUUCAACAUUCUCAUUAGAUUUGCUAUGCUCAAAAAACUCCAUAUAGUCAGUGAUGAAAUUUAUGCUGGAACUGUUUUUCAUCCCAAAAAAUUCAUCAGCAUAAUACAAGCCAUAAAAACCCUCAAAUUGGAAAAUAGUGACAUUUGGACCCGAUUUCAUAUUGUUUCCAGUCUCUCGAAAGAUUUAGGCCUUCCCGGAUUCCGAAUCGGAUUAAUCUAUUCCAAUGAUGAAACACUCAUAGCUGCAGCCACUAAAAUGUCCAGUUUCGGACUAAUUUCUUCCCAGACGCAAUAUUUACUCUCCAAACUUCUUGGAGACAAAAAAUUCACGAAAAUUUACGUAAGGGAAAAUCGAAAGAGAUUGGAGAAGCGACAGAAGAUGUUGGUUUUGGGGCUCAAAGAAUUUGGGAUUCAGUGCUUAAAGAGCAAUGCUGGAUUGUUUUGUUGGAUAGACAUGAGAAACUUACUUGAUUCUGAUACGUUUGAAGCUGAGCUAAAGCUUUGGAAGAAGAUUCUUUACGAAGUCGGUUUGAAUAUAUGUCCUGGAUCCUCUUGUCACUGCUCUCAGCCCGGUUGGUUCCGGGUUUGUUUUGCAAACAUGUCUGAAGAAACAUUAAACCUUUCAAUUCAUCGGAUGAGGGCGUUCGUGUAUUCCAUUGGACACAAUCAAGCCUACACAUCAAACGUGAAUUUGAUGAAUUAG